ACGUGAUUAUGACAUUUCUAAACGUGAGUGUCUUCAUCUGUCUUCAGGUUGUCGUCGUAAUAAUGACGGUGAUGUCUACAGAAACGUACGAAAUUAAGGGAGAUGUCAUUUUCUCUGAUGCGGGUGUCAUAUCUCAUCGCAAGUCUCGUCCACGAAAUUUCUUUCUUGAUCAAUCAUUUAUCGACAAGACAAUCAGUCCGCAAACUUCGCCCGCAACAGCAGCGAGAGAUCGAAUUGUCAGCCAGCGAGCUCUUCGCGAUGUGUCCUUGAAAGAUCAAGCUAUCUAUCCGUCCGAUUUUCCAAUUUUUCAUCAUCAGCCGAUCAAACAGAACUCUUUUACGAUAACGUCGUUUAGAGAUAAACCAUUGUUCAGAGACGCAAUACUGAAGAAUCGACAAUUGCGUGAAGAACGGGCGAACUUCAGAGACAAUUCUUUAGAAGAACAAUUGCUUACGCCAGAGGAAAUCUUCGAGGGACAAGCGUCAACGUAUAGAAGCCAAGCACCGUUCAAAGAACAAUUGUUUAAAAACUUAUUCCACGGACAAUCAUCCUUGGCUGAACAAGCAUCGUUUCAGAAACAAGCGACUUUCGUCGAAUCACCGUUCAUCUCUAACUCAAUCAAGUCCUAUCGAGAUGAUUAUAUUAAACCAAUCGAUUCGUAUGGACGAUAUAAGGAUAUAUUGACUUCGUUUGACGGAAAAUCUCCGAUGUAUACGAUGGAUUUAUAUAAUCAUAUGCCUGGAUUAUCUUCAAUGCAGAUGAGUUCUUCUUCCGAAUAUGUCCUUCCGUCAAACACCGAAAUGCCCAUAACGCCUCCAUCAACGCCUGUCGUUAUGCAUGGAGCUAAUCCUGUCAUGUCUUCUGUUUCCUCUGGUAUGAACCAAGCUCAUUCCUCAAGAGCUUCCAAAAUGGAACUCGGCCCGACACUAACGUCGGCGAUCAACUGCAAUGCGCCGGUUGACAGCUCACCAACAACCGUUCCAUCAAUCUCAGUUAGCACAAACCAAUCCUCGAUUGUAGGUCACAUCUUAACGAGUUUAACAACCAAGCCCAGUUCGUCUGUCAUGGCUACGGCACCAAUAGCACCGUUCGCCGGAAAGAUCCCGGAACCGAUUUAUUUUCAUGCUACUAAACAUGGGGCUGUCACAUUUUCUCCUCCUACUUUGAGUGAAUUGAAUAACAUGCAUUCCAAUUUGUUUUCACCGAAGAGUAACCUCAAGAUCAACGAGCACGAUUUUAAAUUUCUAGCUCUAGAAACGCCGAAAAACGAUAUGAAAGUUGAGAUUCAAAGCCCCAUGUUGAACUAUAUUCUUUCUGAAGAGCACAAGAGCGGACUGAAGGGUAUUCAGAACUCCUUUGCGGACUAUAUGCUACCCGUGAAACUUAAACACGACUGGCCUUUACAAUUCUCACAACAGGAAACAUCGUCCAAUUAUAUUCCGUUGUUUCUGAGCGGAAAGACGAAGCUUGUUUUGCCUGUCACACCCAUUUCUUGGCCAGUAGAGGUUAAAAGCGACAUUUCUACAAUGCUACCAUUGAAAUCCAUAAUGACAUCUAACGUAAUGACAAGCAACAUGCCAUUAGGCAUAGACUUACCUGCGGACUUCACGGCAAGCAUGCCAAACAGUCUGACUCCAAGUACACCCAAUGGUAUAUCUGGAAGCAUAACUGGGGGCAUAUCAACGGGCAUACCUGAUGGCAUGACGGCGGACAUACCUGCAAGCAUACCAACUUUGAACCUCGAGCAAAGUUUACAUCGCAUAGAACAAUUACGACAAACUCAAGGAGCAAGAAAUCCAUGGUACCCCACAGGUAUCUUAGUUCUACACGCUAAGCAAGUUUUACAUCUUCGGUUUCGAUCGUGACCAUACGUUUAAUGCAAGAUCCAGAGUCUCUCUG
This is a messenger RNA of Pogonomyrmex barbatus (red harvester ant), 1899 nucleotides long. RefSeq lists its product as uncharacterized. Lineage: Eukaryota; Metazoa; Arthropoda; Insecta; Hymenoptera; Formicidae. The record is from RefSeq and is a predicted model, not a curated record.